This is a messenger RNA of Vespula pensylvanica (western yellowjacket), 4712 nucleotides long. Its product is annotated as serine/threonine-protein phosphatase 4 regulatory subunit 1-like. Gene Ontology annotation, biological process: protein dephosphorylation. The record is from RefSeq and is a predicted model, not a curated record. NCBI's taxonomy places the organism in Eukaryota, Metazoa, Arthropoda, Insecta, Hymenoptera, Vespidae. The transcript is spliced from 10 exons. Gene Ontology annotation, molecular function: protein phosphatase regulator activity. The coding region runs from base 675 to 3191 and encodes 838 amino acids.
GAACUUUGCUAUUCGCAAACGAAGAAAACAAUACGUAGACGUAUAUACGCACGAUAUGAACAUUGUUUGUUGGAAAGAAAUAGAAGGAAAAGAAAAGGUAAAGAAGACGGCAGGCGGACGCGCGAGCGAUACUCGCCUGUUUGCUUACACGCUCGCCAGGAAGCGUGACGAUCGGCGGAAGUGCGAAAAGAAGCGUGCUGCGCCCGCGAGAAUCGACGACAAUCGCCGAGUAUCAUCAUCGACGUCGAGAUGCGUUCGCGUUGUCUCCUCUCGAUGAUCGAUCGAUCGCUAAGUGGUGUCUCCUAUUCUUUCUCAUAUGGAUUUGAUCGUCUCUGGAUUUCUAAAAUACGACGUUCGAAAUACAAUGUAUCUACUGUAUUCUCGAUAAUAUUUGUAUAUCAAAUCUAUACACGUACGAGACGGGACGAUGGGAAAAGUGACUGUGCCGGAUGAAGAGAAGACGUGACACGAGGGUGGCGCGAAGGGGGCUACGCGAUGAUAACCCGCGUGGAAAAGUCGUACGAGAGAGGAGGAGUGCGUGGAAACGAGAGUAAGAGAGAAAUAGAGGAAGAGAAAGAGAGAGAGAGAGACAGAGAGAAAGAUAUGCCGCGGAGAACGUUGCGACAACGACCAGGUGGUGGAACGUGGGAAAGUCAACGUAAAAGGCAAGACAGAUGGUCGGUCGUAUUUUGGUAGAAAUCUUUCGAUCAGCUGCCAACACCGAGACCAAACUCCCGGUUGAAGAAUACAUGAAAUACGUCCAUCAGAUAAGCGAUGAUCCAGAGCCUCCAAUUCGUUCGGACUUGGUGGAACAACUGCCAUACGUUGCCAUGAUCUGCCAGGACACUCCUCAUCUAUUUGGCGAUGUUCUCCAUAAUCACAUCCUUGGUAUUAUCAGAAAAUACCUUCUAGAUAUGGACAAUCAAGUACGACAAUCGGCGCAAGAGGCCUUAUUAGCUUUGAUCAAACGCGGCCUGUUAGACACGAAGACUAUUGAGACCGAAAUCUGCCCGAUAGUAGAGAGCUUAUCCCGCAUGACCAUCGACUACUUGAAUUCAGGCAUUUCUCUCAUGAGUAAAAUGGCACUGCUUAUUGGUAAAGAGCUCACAGAAAAGGUCUUCUUGGACAGAUACAUCGCUCUUUGUGGAGAUAAUGUCGUCCACGUAAGAAGGAUGUGCGUGGUACAUUUUGGAGAAAUGUGUGCCGCGGUAGGAAGGAAAGCUCUUCUUUAUAAACUGUUUCCAAUAUUUGUCCAAUUAUGCUUGGAUAAUGUUUGGGGUGUUAGGAAAGCUUGCGUCGACGUAAUGAUGCCAGUUUCCUGUUGCGUCACUUAUCCAUAUCGUCGAAUACUUUUGGCGGAUAUUUUAGCAACGCAUCUCAACGAUGAUUCCAAGUGGGUACGAGCGAGCGCAUUUCAAAUUCUUGGUCCAUUCAUAUCUACUUUUGCGAAACAGUUCACUAAUGUAACGUAUAAUCAAGAUGGCGAAUUCGUUUUCACCAAUCAGCAGGACGAUAAUUUCAGUAUCGAUAAGAAUAACAGCGGUACCGAACGGGAUUUUACAUCGAGCAUACGAUACUCGUAUGAAGGAAUUUUUCCGACAAAAUGUGCGAUACGGAAUCAAACGUUGGAUUCGGAAGAUUACGACAUCAGAGAUGUACUCGAUAUCGGUUGUCUGAUGGAAGUGUACGAGCAUACUCAAAAAAACUAUAUGUCUAAUCUUCCCCUGAGAGCGCACAAGACGAAGCAGACGCAAAAGAAACAAGUGACGGAGAACGAACAAAAUGAUCCGGACGAUACCGAAAAAUUUAAUACGUUUCUCUAUUAUUACAUACCACCGGAAAUACCUCCCGACGAUCCCCUAGUCCAGGCAGCUCAAAAGUCGUCGGAAACAAAUAAGCCGAUCAAUGAAAAUGCGCAAGAUAAAAAGGAUGACCCUGCCAAAGCAACGAACAGUUCGACGAUAUCUAAGAAAAAAGAUGAAAGUACGGUGAAAUGUAGCAACAUCGAUAAUCGAAAGAUUGAUAACAAAAAGCAACGGGAAGAGGAAGACGACGAUGAAGAUGAUAAUAGUCGUUCAUCGAUAUGGGCCGAUGACAGUAGCGAGACCAUAGAUAUAUCCAAUUUAUCUCUGGACAAGAGUAAUUUAAACGCGUCCUUAUUUCUCAGAAAACACGAAUCUAAAAAUAAUAAGCAAGACAUCGUACCUCAAGAUUUAGUUGACUAUUUUGUAUCGAUGGCCGAGCCCGAGCUAUGUGAGGAAGGAGAAAUUCCGUAUCACUGUGCCUUCAGUUUUCCCGCUGUUGCGUUGACGUUAGGAAAAGAGAACUGGCCUUAUUUGAAAAAAGCGUAUCAAUCGUUGGCAGGUGCGAAACAAUGGAAGGUCAGGCGUACUUUAGCUUCUAGCAUUCAUGAAAUAGCCAUAAUACUGGGCGAAGAACUUACUGCCACUGAUCUCGUGCCUAUAUACGACGGCUUCAUUAAGGAUCUUGAUGAAGUUAGAAUCGGUGUUUUGAAACACCUAGCGACAUUUCUCAAAAUACUCAAGCCUAACUAUCGUUGGCACUACUUACCAAGGUUGCAUAAUUUUCUUGUCACGGAUAACGAGUGGAACUGGAGGUUUAGAAAGGAAUUGGCCACUCAAUUACUCGAGGUGGUUACUCUUUUUAACGCCAACGAUGUAGCGCAACACAUCGCACCGUUGUCUCUUAAAUUACUCAUUGAUAAAGUUGCCGCUGUCAGACAAGUUGCGCUUACACUGGUAACUCGAAUAAUCUCUCAUCUUUCUACCGAUGAACCUCUUGCCACGGCACUUAUACAGGAACUCAGAGAUACAAUUGCGAUUAAUACGAGUAAGUGGGUUCGCAGGCAAACCUACGCUCUUCUCUGCGCUCAACUGAUUGCUGGCAAUGCGAUUAGCGGAGAGAAAUUCGCCAAGGAAAUGUUACCGAGUCUACUAAAUCUUUCUUGGGAUAAAGUUCCAAACGUAAGACUGGCCGUAGCUAGGACAUUAUCGCAGAAUGUAAUUGCUAUGGGUAUAGACUGGUUAGGUUACGAUCAUGCAGAAAACGUAGAGAGAAGACUUAAGCAAAUGCGCUUAGAUAUCGAUCGAGACGUCAGAAUCUUGGCGGGAAGAGAAGAACAUCUCGUGUCGGAUGUACAAACGGAACAGGCUAGAAACAUAGUAUUUUAAUAUUUUAUGAUCUCUGUGGAUAAAUAUCCUUUUCACUAUAUCGAGGAUAAAAACAAACCGUUUAUGCCACACCGUUAAUUGCACGUGCAUCGGUUCUUCCACGCAAUAUCCUUCGAUCAUAGGAAUUAUUACGGCAGGAGAACUUGGAAUAAAUUGAGGAUAAAUUGAAUAGUCAAAAUAUUACAAGUAUUUAUGAUUCAACGAAGAACAACAUAAUGGAAAAAGAGACAUGUGAAUUGUCAGGCUGUCCGCAAUCUGAGCCGUGUAUGCCACUGAGGAGGAUUAAAGGAAACGUAUGAGUGAAGAAACAGUUUGUGAAUGUGUGUAGAGCGCGCGAGAAUGCAUGCGUUUAAUAUUGUGAUCAUUUUUUACGUGUAAGUGGCCCCUCGGAUAAGGCAGAUUAUUAAUAGUUGAAAAAUAGCAUGCCGUCAAGACUUUUUAUAGUUUGCUAAAAGUAUAUACCUUUGGUUGUGCGAACCUUAGGUAGAACUGCGGAUGAAACACACUCAUGAUCAUAUUUUAUUUUAUGUUAUUCUUUUCUUUGUUUUAAUUGAUCGCUUCGAAGCAACUUUUUAAUUCAUCUUACUUUCUUUCUUUCUUUCUUUCUUUUUUUUUUUGUUUUGCUUGGAAAGAACUUUGCAAAGAAAGUUUUAUAACCACGAGCGCGAAUACGUCCCGAUCUAUUUGAAAAUUUUACACGUUAUCGAGAGAGAAACGCCUACGCGCCUACGUCGGGGAAGAAAAAGAGAAAAUAUUCGCACGACCGACGAUAAAUCUUUCUAACGUACAAUGUUCUAAAUAAGUCGUAAUCGCGUGACUUUACCGCGAAGAUACGCCGGAUAAAAUACGAGCGAACAAUUCAGUAAUAAAACUAUUCGUCGCUGCGCGAUAUUUCAUAUAUACGUUACGAGUUUGUAUCGAGCCGUUUAGAUUAGGAAGAUGUCAAAUAUGUCCACGAGAAUUUUUGCAAAUCCUCGCACUGCGCCAAAAUUUUGGAGGAGGAAAUUCUUGCGCGGACCAGUAAUUUUUGUCUAAGGCCAACUUUUAAAUCGAUACCACGAUAAGAAUAGUUCAUAAGUCACGGACGAUUAAAUCAUUGUUGGAUAGUGUAUAAAUAGUGUACGAUACGAAUAUUUUAAGGAAGUACGAAACGGAUAGUGGGCUUAGGAUGAAAUACUGAAAUUUUUAAUUUAAAACAAAUUGUAUAGUGUUACAAAGUUGGAUAUGCGGACGUCGAUAGUUUUACUGGAUAUUAGAUGAUUUAAAUCGAACUUGCAAUGCCCAAAAAAUAUUUUACAUCUACUACUGAAGAAAAUCAAACGAUCACCCAUCAUUGGCUCCACGAAGGCGAAGAGCGAUUAAGCUACAGUAAUUAUCCUGUAUGCAACGAAUACAGUCGUUAAUUGUGAAUAUUUGUGAGAAAAGGAGAUGGUAUUGUUUAAAAUAUUCUGUAUAAUAUAUUGUGUGUGUAUUUCAUAAUAAGACAAAGAAAUAUACUUGAAGCGAUUUGUUACACAAUCA